GGUAGAUUGUGGGCCCCCCCCAAGGCCGCCAUUGUCGGGCCUGCCAGGCUGCUUCUACGCAACUGUGUUAACUCGCUCCGUCCGACUGAACGAGACCGGCAGCCCGACAGGCCCGCCUCCUUACGGAGCCCACGUCUCCCUACCGCCUUGGUGAGCCUGGUCUCCUGGACCACCCACUGGAGUGGCAGAAGUCCGGGAGAACCACUUGGACAACGCGGUCACGGAGGUGACUGUGAGCCCGACCGUGAUCCGAUUCGUUCCCAAGGCCCCUCCUGGUCAGGCAGGUACUGCCCUGGCGUUCCCGAGGAGCCUAGCCCGGCCGGAUGUUUGGAGGACCAAGUCGUAACACCGAUCGCGCUUGCCUCCCACCGGGGCUCAGCACAGACUUGUCCCGGCACGCACCCAGACCUGCUCUUCUGCUUUAUACCCCCUACACAGCUCACGGUCCCCAAACAGUGCACCUGCCGGCGGUCCCAACCAGCGGGGGAACUGGACAUGAGGUUGGCAGGCCCACUCCGCAUCGUGGCCCUCGUCAUCACUGUGGGGCUCACCUGGAUCGUAGUCGCCAUUCUCCUGGGUGGGCCUGGUGGUGGCUUCCCUCGCAUCCAGCAACUCUUCACCAGCCCAGAGAACUCAGUGACUGCAGAACCACGGGCCAGGAAGUACAAGUGUGGCCUUCCCCAGCCGUGUCCCGAGGAGCACCUGGCCUUUCGCAUGGUCAGCGGGGCCGCCAACGUGAUCGGGCCCAAGAUCUGCCUGGAAGAUAAGAUGCUCAUGAGCAGUGUCAAGGACAACGUGGGUCGUGGGCUCAACAUCGCCCUGGUAAAUGGGGUCAAUGGUGAGCUCAUCGAGGCCCGGGCUUUCGACAUGUGGGCGGGAGAUGUUAACGAUCUGUUGAAGUUCAUUCGGCCACUGCAUGAAGGCACCCUGGUGUUUGUGGCAUCCUAUGACGACCCAGCCACCAAGAUGAAUGAAGAGACCAGGAAGCUUUUUAGUGAGCUGGGCAGCAGGAAUGCCAAGGAGCUCGCCUUCCGGGACAGCUGGGUGUUUGUAGGAGCCAAAGGCGUGCAGAACAAGAGUCCCUUUGAACAGCACAUGAAGAACAGUAAACACACCAACAAGUACGAGGGCUGGCCAGAGGCGCUGGAGAUGGAAGGCUGUAUCCCGCGAAGGAGCAUGGCCAGCUAGCACAGCUGAGCUCCCGGACCAGGCCGAGGGGUCGGCGCAGCACCAGUGUAAAGUGGAGGCCUUACUCCAUGUCCCAGAAGGAGGCUCUCUAGCCCCAACACAUCUGAGCUCUGAGGCGGCGGGGACCUUGAGGGAUGGGGGCUGUGGUGCUGGCCUGUGACACUUUGGCAGGGGAGCCCAAAUGCCCAUCUUCUUCUUUUCCUGAAGCUGGCUAUGCCGUCAGCCGACAGCCCCAUUCUCCACUCCUAAUGUCAGCUCCUUCCAAUUCCUGGGCAUCCCUGGCACCAAGGAUCCUGGGUGCUUUUCCCUCUCUUUGCAGCGGCCACCUAGCAGGUCGGGUCGACACACAUUCACUGCACCGCAGGCCACCCCUUUCUCCAGUGGGAUUCCUUCCAGUGAGCCAAACCUGGUGGCUUGGCUGCAAGCCUGCCUGCCUCCUGCCUCAACGCUUGACAGGAGCUUGCUGGCCUCAGUACCAAGGUCCCGGGGCCUGAUCAAAGUCCCUAAUGAAGCAUCAGCAGCACGGUUUGUCAGAGUCCCCACUACCCACCUUCUAAAUGACCUCUUAAUAAAUCGAUGGGCCCAGUGGAA
Molecule: messenger RNA, 1779 nt
Organism: Dipodomys ordii (Ord's kangaroo rat)
Lineage: Eukaryota; Metazoa; Chordata; Mammalia; Rodentia; Heteromyidae
Gene: Fam3a
Product: family with sequence similarity 3, member A
Exons: 9
Coding region: 496-1188 (230 amino acids)
Source: RefSeq, a predicted model, not a curated record